UUUUUUUUUUUUUUAUUUCUUUUUCAUCUUUUAUUCAUGAAAACUGACGUGAUACCCUUUGAUAUUGCUCAUUGUUCUUCAUUUGAACAAGACUAUAACCCAGAGUUCUUAAUUGAUUCAAACAACAAUAGAGGCUGGCAAACAAAAAAAUUCCCUGAAUAUCCUCAAGAUUUAAUUUUACAACUCAAACCUGGUUUAUGCCAUAUUUACAAGGUUGAGAUCUUGUCUCAUCACUACAAGAUUGCGUCCCAGAUUGAGUUUUAUACUGGUAUAACAAAAGAGCAAGAACAGGAUGCAAUGUAUAUCCAGUUUACUCGACUUGGUUUUGUAACUCUUGAUAAUAAUAAUCGUUUUCAAGACCGAGAACUCAAGUCAAUCAAAGUUCAAGCGGAUUGUGAAUAUAUUCGGCUAGUUAUCAAGGGUUGUUAUGAAAACAGACUGAAUGUUCAUAAACAAGUUGGAUUUUUAGCUUUGAAUAUCUUGGGUCACCAUGUCAUGAGUAUAGAACAAGGUAGUCCUUCACCCUAUCAACAACCAGUAGAUCAGCAAUUACAACAUUCGCCUGUCUUACAAAACACAGAUCAUGAUUUCAACUUGGAACAUUGGAUUCAAGUCAUUCAAAACGCCGAAGAAGAAGCAGCCCAAGAGGAAGAUUUUAAGGAAGCAAAGAUUUACAAAGAAUUAGGAGACAGAUUGACGGGUCUUUGGCGGUUUCUUAUUAAUUUGGAAAGUGAUAAGCAACAAGCUGUGGUCACAAAGGAUUACGAUGAAGCAGAAAAAAUUAAGGCUGAUAUGGUUCAAGUGAGAUAUACAGCUGAAUCACUUUUGAAGCAAUCUGGAAUUCAAAUCACAAGAGAAGGAGAUAUUUUACCUUGUGAAAACAUGGUCUUAUCUUAUCAUAGUGAAGAAGACACAGCAUCAUUUAAAGAGGAGGAAGAAGAACAAGAAGAGGAGGAGGAGGAAAUGAAAAACCGUAUUCCUGAUAUUCAGUCUGCUGUUGGCAAUGAGUCUGGCAAGCUCAGUAUUUCAACUCAACACAAGACACAACACCCUGAUCAGUUAUUAGAUGAAGCCAUUGCUAACUGGACAAGUUUUGAUGCAUUGUCUAUCAACAACACACCUACUGAAGCUGUAAGCAGUCCCUCCUUAUUGUCUGCAAGAAUUCCCAUUCAUCAAGCACCUGUUGAAAAAGCACCUCUUGAACAGAAACAAGUACCUGAAGACCCUGAAUUGGUGCCUGAACCUUUAACUGCAGACGAUAUUGAGUCUUGUGAGUUAGCUAUUGAUCAAUUUGGUCAAGAACUUGUAGCCCGUAUUAUGAGCGUCAAAGUCAAAUGCAGACAGAACGGAUUGAAUCAAUUAUCUGACUUGAUUCAACAACAAGAAUCGUCUGACUUACAAUUCAUUCAGGCGUCUAUUUCCAUGAUUCAAGAAGCCAUCAUGGACUCAAGAGAAUCUAUCUUCAAUCAGGCCAUUCAGUCAUGGAAGACCUUAUUUGAAUUCUGCCAAUACCAAAUGAACGAUGACGAUCAAAAAAAGCACAUCUUGAGUUCAAUUGAAAAGUUCUUUUCUCGCUUAUUGAUGCGUACGAGUGAUAGUAAUCCUGGUAUUAAAUCUAGUGCCGUCAAGACUAUUCUAGACCUGAUUGAAUUCAACAAAAAACUAAUUCCUCUUUGUUUGAAGGAACGCAUGAUUCGUAACCUUAAAGAUGCCAAGGCUCGGUUAGAAUUGGUGACUCUGAUUACGAAAAAAGUACUUGUCAAAGAAUGGAAAUCAAAUACAUCUAAUUUCCGUCAACACAUCAUGAAAUUCAUUGUUUCUUAUCUCAAAACUCAUCCUCAUACUGAUGUGCGACAAUCGACUUGGGAGCUUUUGGUUCUUGUUGCACAACAUCAGCAGAAAGAUGCUGAUUUCAAAGCUAUCUGUACAUUCUUAGAAAACGAUACCAUUAGGGCACUUGAACAGGAACUGAAAAAGAAUGAGAAAAAGAAGUUGAAAUCAACUACAUCAAGCACUGUGCAAGAACUAAGAGCACUUGCUGUAAAAUCAAAUUCUGGUAGUACAACAACAACAACAACAACAAAGAAAUCGUCAUCUAAAAAGCCAACAACAGAUAAACGUAGUACAACAACAAAUGCUAAAAAAACCAAGACCAAGAAACAGCAAAAACCCGUUGUUGAACAAGAAGUAGAAGAGGAGGAUGAAGAAAAGACAAAUGUCUGCAUCUUUUGUGACAAGGUAGAUGACAGCUUCAAUGAGGAUACACUUAUUGCUCAUUACUAUAAUGACUGCCCUGUUCUCACAAACUGCCCCAUGUGUCAAAUUAUACUUGAAGUUUCAACCUUGAAGGAACAUUUGGAAAUCGACUGCGAAAAGAAACACCUUGUCAAACAAUGCUCACAAUGCAAAACUUCUAUUCCGGUUGAACAAUGGCUACAACAUACAUUAAAAAAGACAUGCACAGUUACUGCUCAAGAUCAAUCGAGAUGCCCCUUUUGUCAAUUAGAUAUGACAAAAUCAAGCGAAAAGGCUUGGAAGUCGCACUUGAUUAAUACAUGUCCCAAGAACCCUCGUAGAAAGCAAAAAUAGACAUUCCAUAAGAAAAAAAAAUCGAUACCAAAGUAGUUUCUUUUUUAUUCCUCAUAUUGAUAAAGUAUAUUAAAUCAUAAUAGCCGGUUUACCCAAAAGC
Messenger RNA from Gilbertella persicaria, 2689 nucleotides. RefSeq lists its product as uncharacterized. The coding region runs from base 37 to 2589 and encodes 850 amino acids. Gene Ontology annotation, cellular component: cilium. The record is from RefSeq and is a predicted model, not a curated record. The transcript has 15 exons. NCBI's taxonomy places the organism in Eukaryota, Fungi, Mucoromycota, Mucoromycetes, Mucorales, Choanephoraceae.